AUGGCGAUACCUGCUUCUGUAAGAUUGGCUUUCACGGCUCUUGCCGUUGUUCUUCCCGCACUGGUCAUAAGCCACAGGCUCUUGGCACGAAAUCACAGACCCCAGUCGAUCAAACGCACAGAGGAACGGGUACUAGUUCUUGGUGCUUCUAGCGGUGUUGGGAGAGCCUUGGCCAGGAAAUAUGCAGAUCAGGCUGCCAGAGUCUGCAUCGUGGCGAGACGUGAAGCAGACCUAGCUGUGCUCGCCGAGGAAUGUGGAGAAAACUGCAUCUGGGAAGCAGCCGACUUCAGCAAUGUCGACGAUAUGGUGCGCGUCAGAGAACGGUUGCUGGCUGAGUGGGGCGGGCUGGACACCCUCCAGAUUUGUGCGGGAGUCUCAGCCCUUCAGCCUGUCAUGGCUCUCACUGGCGUCCAGUCGGCCGAGGAGGAUGCGACGAGCGACGGCAUACGGACCGCUGUGGCAAUAGGUGGCCGUGCGAUCAAAGGAAACUUUGAUGGCCCAUUCAUUUCCGCCUUGACUUUCGUGAGUAGCCCAACCCGCGCUGAGAGAUCCAUGACGCUCAUCACUACGCAGAUCCCGAUGCUGACGCGUACGUCUGCCUCGCCGUCUAUUCUACUGCUCAACUCACUCGCAAGCGUCGUUGCUGCGCCGACGCGAGCAUUGUACGCAGCAUCUAAAGCAUCGUCUCUGCUUUUGUUUCAGGCUCUGGCUAUCGAGCACUCUAAAAUCGCCUUCACAUUCAUGUUGCCCUCAACUAUAGAGGGCAACUUUCGGGCCUCGGCUGUUGACGGCGGGCCGGUGAUCGAGAAGGAUCCUAACAAGCAUGGGCUCAAGAUCGAAUAUGUCGCGAAGAAAUGCAUGGAUGCAGUCGACAGCCAAAUUACAGGCAACAUCGUGCUUCCAUGGUUUCCUAACGCCCUGGGCCCUCACGUUUACUAUCUCUGGCCGUCGGUCGUGGAGAAGAAGGCACGUAAGAAGUACAACUUCGAAUAG
Messenger RNA from Neoarthrinium moseri, 993 nucleotides. RefSeq lists its product as uncharacterized. The record is from RefSeq and is a predicted model, not a curated record. Gene Ontology annotation, molecular function: oxidoreductase activity. The transcript has a single exon. Lineage: Eukaryota; Fungi; Ascomycota; Sordariomycetes; Amphisphaeriales; Apiosporaceae. The coding region runs from base 1 to 993 and encodes 330 amino acids.